AUAUGAUACACGUUUGUACGCCGGUACUGGUCGGUAGUAUGUAGACGGUUCAAACUUCGUAUUGUUAAGUAUUGCGUUUUGAAUCUUUCUUGAAAUUGAUAUAUUUGUCACAGUUAGUUCCAUUCAAAUUGUAUUCUCUACUUUUAAAGUGUGUACAGACACUUUUAUAGGUUUUUUGUAAUUGAUAAACAAUAAAAUAUACAAUGGCGUGUCAUCAGUUUGGGGUAUUAACAAAAGACACUCGGGUGUCUAACAGCAGUGCUAACGCAGAAUAUACGAUACACGUAAAUAAUUUGCCCGGGGAAUUAAACGAGCAUGGUUUCUUGCAAAUCUUUACUCAUUAUGGAGAAGUUAUUGGACAUUUUUACCGACCAAAUGCCGAUUGGGGAUACAUUACAUAUAGUACAAGUCGUGAAGCUCAAAAUGCCAUUAAAGAUUUACAUAAUGUACCACCUUUACGUUUGAAAGUGUCAUUUGCCAGAGAGAAGGGAUCCAAAGAAGUGAAAGUUACAAAAGCAUCUGUUUUUGAAGAUGAAAAAUGGGAAGAUCAUAUACAAGAUGUUAAGUCUGUAGAUAGACCUUUCGUACCAAGACAAGGAAAAGAAAAACUUCUAGAGACAUUUAAAAGAAUAGAACCAAAUACGGACCUUCCAAAAUACAAUUACACUGCAGAUAGUGAUUUAUUAUAUACCUGUCCUUCUGACCCACAUACAUAUAAUCCAUAUGAAAAUGCAGAACCUUAUGCAAAUACAAAUGCAUUAUGGACAAGAGGCCAAUUAACUAUUACACAAGAUGGUAAGAGACACGUGUCCCUUGGGCGAGGAUAUACAAUGUAUGAAAUCCCAGAUCCAUAUCCUGAAGUUCAGAAUCACAUUAGUAAAGUGUAUGAAAAACGUACUUCUGGUUUGUAUCAACAUGGUCAAGAUAUGUUACAAAAUACAGUGGGUAAGUGUCAGAGGUGUUCAAAUAUAACAAAGCUUACAUGCGAAAGGUGUCACAGUUUCUACUGUAGUAGAAAUUGCCAAGUAGUUGAUUGGCCGCAACAUAAAUUUAAAUGUCAAGCUAUUCCAGCUUUGGUGAGUACUGUGAAUUCUGUGAACAUAUCACAAUUAUAUGAAGAACAAAUACCUACUAGAGGUAUUUCAUCUGUUCAAAUGCCUCUUCGUCGACCAAGAAAGUCAUUGACCACGGCAUCAUCAGAUCAAAUUCUUUCAAAGACCGUUUCAAAAGAUCAAGAUAUUACCGAGGCAUCUGCAAAUAUUUGUAAUGAUAAUGCAAAAAGUUAUCAAUCGAACGUUGUUAAAACUGAUUCUGAUCAACAUAAUAGACUCCAGGGUAAUGAUGUGAAAAAGAACAUAACUACUCGAAAAAUCGACAUGAAACAUAUCGCUCAAGCCAUUAGUAAUAUGGAAGAACAAGCCAACUCUUCGUUUAAGAAGUCUCAAGAUUCCCUUUCGCAUUCCGUUAAAACGGUGGAUAAUAAGUUAAACAGUUCUGGAAGUAGCAUUAAAAAGCGUCAGAACUUUAACGCCGAAGAUGUAAUGAAAAUGGAAGAAGAUAUAGCUUUUUCAAAGCAUACAUUUUUAUCAAAAUCGAAGUUCACAGAUGUAAGAAUAAUUGUACAGUUAGGUCGUGAAUUUUGGAUUCAAAAGGUAGAAGACAAUGAACACAUUACAAAAUUAAUGAUUGAUUUACAACACGAAGCGAGUAAAGCUCAGAAAGUAAAUCCAGUAGUUGGACAAGUUUAUGCAGUCCAGUAUGAGGGUGUAUGGCACAGAGCUGUAGUAACAUGUCUGAGUCCUUUAACUGUACAUUACGUGGAUUACGGUAACGACGAUGUCGCGAACACGAAUGAUUUCCGUGAGAUUUCCAAGUUCAAACUUAUCCCGAGAUAUUGUGCUAAAAUUCGUUUAUCCGAGGAAACAUACGAAAAGUAUAAACAUCUCAAAUACGAAGAUGUAAUAGCCGUGAAAAUGAUAUCUAUUGACACCAGUGAAGUGAUUAACGUAGAAAUUCAAGAAGAAAAUCCUGUAUCGGUAGAACAGGCUCAAACAAACGAUACCUCCGUACAGAAAGUUGAAUCCUCAAUACCGACUAAUUUGAAAGCUGAUAAAGUUCCGGUUUCUUCGGAAGCUUGUACUAAUGAGAAGGUGCCAACUUCAUUCAAGAAACUGGAAAAUAUAGUAAAUACUGUACCUGAUGGAGUAACAGGUAUCCUAGAGAUCCAUGCAGAAUUGAGAAACAAUGUCUAUGGCAUUACAUUACUGACCAACCACGCACUUGAUGACUUUGAGAAGCUUCUGAAUGAUCUGCCUGCCAUGUGUGAACAGAAAGCAGGAAAUACCAACUUCAGACCUCAGAUAGGAGAGAUCAUAUGUGGUCAAAGAGUUGAUGGAGAUUGGCUUAGGGGAUAUGUUUUGUCACUGGAAUCUCCAUUAAAAAUGGCUAUAAUAGAUGAAGCUAGAAUGAUGGAGAUUACCAAAGCUCUGCCCUGUCCAGAAACCUUUUUAAAUAUUUGUGCUUUUGGUGUUACAUGUGAAGUAAUUGGUACAAAACAUAAGUUUUCAGCAUCUGAGCAGUAUGAAUUCAAAGUCGUGUCCCGUAAACAACAAAACGAAAUUGAAAUAGAAUUUUCGAAGGAUCCGGAGAAAAUUAAAGCUAUUGUAAAGCCUUGGACUCCGAUGCCCGAACAAAAAGGAUUACAAUAUACUGAAUUAAAAAAUGGAUCCGAGGUAUGUCUAACUGCUUAUCGGAGCCAUGUUCACCUGUUUGCGCGAUCCUUGGAUGCUGCAGAUCUAGAGCAUUACAACUAUAUUAUGCAAAACAUUGCAAAAUGUGCUCAAACAGCUCCACCCUUGACGGAACAACCAGUUGUUGGACAAAUGGUAAUAGCUCACUAUGUAGAUAACAAUUAUUACCGUGCAAUCGUUACCAAAGUACAGGCGGAGAAAAUUGCCAUUUCAUACGUUGAUUUCGGCAACACAGAAGUUACCAGUAUAAAGAAACUUAGGAUUUUAAGCGAUCACUUAAAACAGUUACGAUCUUGUACAAGCAAGAUCGUCUUAAAAGAUGUUCCUCAAGAUACUCAUAUGACGAAAGAAAUAAGUGAUUAUCUCAGCGUAUUAGUAGGAACGGAAAUUCCUCUGACAUGUACAUUUGAUGGUAUUCCGUCUAAAGAUGGCGUCUAUCUUAAAUCACCUAAAGGAGAAAAUAUUAAUGAAACCAUACGAGAAAUGCUUGUGCCUACUUGGAACAAGACUGGCGAGGAUGAUACAACUUGCUACACAUUAAACGAUUUAAAUGUUAUUAGCCUAGGAAAAGUAGGUGAUAUUGUUAAAGCAAUUAUAUUGCAUUCUAUAGAAGACGGUUACAAAUAUACAUUAUGCCCGUUAGAUUAUAACUUAGUGACCCAUGUUCUUGAUAUAAUGCCCAAAAUGAUGACGGAAUAUUGCGAAGCAUCUAAAACCUAUAUUCCUCGUGAGGAAGAGCUGUGCCUAGCUUACGAUGGAAGUGGAUGGUAUCGUGCUGUUUGCCUUAACCGUAGCCGAGCGUCUGAAACAUGCACCGUUUUCUUUGUUGACUUUGGAAAUAUUGAAGACAUAGCUCAUGAGAAUAUACGACUUAUGCCAAAAGAUUUUAUUACGCCUGAAGCACUUGCAAGUGUUUGUCGAGUUGUUAAUUUAGCUCCUACUGAGAACAACAUAUACACCUCUCUUGAAAUAAAAAAACAGAUUUCAGAAUCGAUAGUACCCAAUGAUUAUAUUCAGGUAAAGAUUGUUGAGUACAAUGAAGAGGAUCGUAUUUACGAUGUGGAGUUACCACUGAUACGAGAAAAAUUAAUUGAAGAUGGUUUAAUAUCGAAGUAAAAGACUGGGGUAUUAUACAAUUUUGAUCUAUGUUUUAUUAAAACGAAAGAAAGAAAAUA
Dufourea novaeangliae is the source of this 3925-nucleotide messenger RNA. RefSeq lists its product as uncharacterized. The coding region runs from base 204 to 3866 and encodes 1220 amino acids. Lineage: Eukaryota; Metazoa; Arthropoda; Insecta; Hymenoptera; Halictidae. The transcript has 15 exons. Gene Ontology annotation, molecular function: RNA binding. The record is from RefSeq and is a predicted model, not a curated record.